Aspergillus tanneri is the source of this 3540-nucleotide messenger RNA. RefSeq lists its product as uncharacterized. The coding region runs from base 1 to 3540 and encodes 1179 amino acids. The transcript is spliced from 3 exons. The record is from RefSeq and is a predicted model, not a curated record. Gene Ontology annotation, molecular function: protein binding. Lineage: Eukaryota; Fungi; Ascomycota; Eurotiomycetes; Eurotiales; Aspergillaceae.
AUGUCGCUUGGUCUUCAUCAUCUGCGUGAGAUUGACACGGCUCCCGCUACAGAGCAGGAAGGGGGCACGACGGUCGACAUUGUCGCCGUCCAUGGCCUAAACGAAGACGCGGUAGUCGCCUGGACAUCCGAAUCAGGAACCCUUUGGUUGAGAGAUUUAAUCCCCCUACAUGUCCCUCAGGCGAGAAUUCUUUCCUUCGGCUAUGAGUCCUCCGCUAGCUCGUACGAAGGACAGAAUUUUACAGACAAAAUUCAAAGUCUUGCUACUACCCUCGUGGCGAAUCUAGAAGGGGACAGGAGCCUAGAGGACUGUGAGCAUCGGCCCAUCAUAUUCGUCUGCCAUGGGUUAGGAGGAGUAAUUGUAAAGAAGGCACUUGCUCACUCGGCCAACUCGACAUCGUCACUCGUCAUCCACCUCAAUAGUAUCUAUAUUUCAACAUUCGCCAUUUUAUUCUUCGCCACUCCGCAUAACCACAUCAAUCUAGCCAAUUGGCUGGUACUGGAUUCUUCGGACUCAAGAGCGUCGCAAUUUGCUUGUCGUCGACUUGGCCCAUUAAAAUCACCCCCCACAAGAAUCUUACAGAGUCUGGAGGCUAUCACGGAUCAAUUCACUCCUUUGAUGAAGAAGUUCCAUGCCACGUUUUUCUGGGAAGGUAUGCCUACUGACUUUGGGGGCUAUGUGGACUUCCUCGUGGACCAAUCUUCUGCCGCUCCAAACAUCUACGAUGCCCCAAAAUGUGCCAUCGUCGGCGCUGAUCAUUCUCAGAUGAUCAAGUUCUCCGACUGGAGCCCAUCCUACCGAACUGUCCUCUCGACAGUGAAACGAUAUUGCCGUAUGGCACCAGAAGUAAUUGUUAACCGGUGGAGAGACGCCCACGAAGCAUUGGCGCUGGCGCGGACAAAUGAGGCUCAGGAAUUGGCUGGUUUUCGAUUCAGUAUUCCCGAUAAGCUCCCAGAUAUUUCGUCCAUAGAUGACAUAUCACAUGAUGAAAUGCGUAACCAAUACUGCGAAACUCGUUUGUCUCCUUCUGAAAACUAUAUCGGUCGAGAUGAUGUUUCUCAGAAGAUUCGGGAGGCGCUCGUUCUCUCAGGGGCUGCUCAGAGCAGACAAGGCCAAAAACGAUUUAUUGUCCAUGGUAUUCCGGGCUCCGGUAAAAGUCAACUCUGUACGAAUUUUGCGUGGGAUAAUCGACAGUGCUACUGGGCUGUAUUUACCAUCGAUGCUACUACCCCAACGCUUGCGGCAAAGUCAUUUGCCGCCAUUGGUAAGAUAGGAGGUCUUGAAGGCACUGAAAGCUCUGGAAAGUAUUUCCUCUCACAGGCUCGCGAACCGUGGUUACUCAUCAUUGAUAACGCGGACAGUCCCAAUUUACAUCUUCCCAGUUUGUUUCCACCAGGCAAUCGAGGCCAUAUUCUCGUGACCACGAGGAAUCGAGUGUGUAGAAAGUAUGGAAAUGUUGGAAGUAUUGAACUUGGAGGGCUCCAAGAAAAGGAGGCGCUCUAUCUUCUUUUGAAAUCAGCCAUGAUCGACACCCCUUGGGAUAUGAAGACCGAGAAGCUAGGGAGGGAAAUUGCUAAAGCCUUAGGAUAUCUGGCACUUGCCAUGAAGCAGGCUGGGACAUCAAUAUCCCAGAGACUAUGUAACCUGUCGGAAUAUCUCGGAUUCUACGAAUACUAUCGAAAGAAACGUCAGCGAGGAACAACUGCUGUUUCUGAAGUUGCCAUUGAAAAUCCUACCUCAAAGUCACUAGAUGAUGACAUCUAUUCCGCCUUUGAUCUGUCUUUUGAGUAUCUUGAGAAAAAGCCAAGUCUACCCAGCCAGGAUGCCGUUGAGAUGCUCAAUAUUGUGAGCUUCUAUCACUUUGACCACAUUCGGAUAGACAUAUUCGAAAGAGCCCUUGAGAACCGGCGAAGAGCUAUUUCUUCUUCCCGCAACUCCGUCUUGCCAUCAAAGCUGGAUGUCAUAACCAGCCGUCUUUCUCCGCCUCCGUCUCUUCCGUGUUUUCUGAAACGACGUGUGGAAGACACGGACUCAUACUAUGUGAGGGAAGUUCUACAUGAGCUGUACACAUUAUCUUUCAUUAGCUAUGACAAAGACCUUAAGAGUUUUUGCUUGCACCCACUAGUUCAUGCCUGGGCGCGGGACCGUAUUAAUCCAAGGGAACGAAAUAUAUGGGCUCUUAUUGCCAUGAAUACAUUGAUGGAGUCCGUGAGUCUGCCGUCGAAAGAGGAUAAGGACGCAGAUAUCGAGUAUCGCAAAGAUAUUCUGUCUCAUCUUGAUGCGUGCAGUACUGCCUGUCCAGUACAAGUUCCAGAUUUCAGUGGUUGGCUAGGAAAUCUCAGGAUACUCGCUGUGAAGUUUCUGCAACCCACAGUUUUAUUUAUGCUGCGAGAUCAAGUAUUACUUGCAGCAAAAUGCGGCUACUUAUACGCCCUCUCAGGCCGCUUUUCACUCUCGGCGCAAUACCUUACCAUGGUUAGGGAUCUAUUGACCAAAAUCCAAGGAUCUAGGCAUGAAAAAACGCUGGAAGCCAGUAUGUACCUGGCUGAAAUCCUGUGGGGAUUGGGCCGCUUGAAAGAGGGCAUUGCUAUACAGAGAGCGGUGGUUGGGGCCCGAAGUGAACACGUCGGUCCUUUUCAUCGGGAUGCUUUACAAGCGAAGGCUAAACUGGGGCAAUCAUUCUGGCUGAAUGGACAAUACGCGGAAUCCUUGCAGGUACUGGAAGACACAACUAGCAAGAUGAUUCAGAACCUCGGUCCAGAGGACAGCGAUACCAUGAUUGCAAUGGACUAUUUAGGAGUGACAUUGGGAUCUUGGCAACGGUACGAGGAAAGUAAGGCUAUGCAUGAGCGCGUCUUGCUCAUUCGAAAGCGAGAAAAAGGGGAAGAUCAUAUCGACACGUUAUCCACCAUGAGCAACCUAGCCAUGGUUUUGUUAGACCUCAGGCAACUCGAACGUGCGAAGCAUUUAAUGGACAGGGUAUACCAAGGAAGAAAAAAGCAGCUUGGGAAAGAGCAUCCGUAUACCCUGUGGGCACUCUGCUACUUGUCCAAAAUCCAUGUGGAGCUGGGUUUCCUCGACCGGGCAGAAGAAAUGCUAGUCGGCGGGAUCGCCGCAGGAAAGCGCAGUCUUGGGGAUGAUCACCUUGGAGUCCUCAUGGGAUGUGGUGAGCUUGCGCGGGUUUAUGCACGGCAGGGACGGUUAGAUGAAGCAGAACAGCUUUCUCUCACUACUCUAGAAAAAGUCAAGGAGUCAAGAGGCCCGGAGCACUUCGACUAUAUUUUUGGCAUGUGGAAGCUGGGGCAGUUGUAUGAGAUGCAAGGAGGAUUGGAGCAAGCCCUGGAUGCGUACCGCGUUGCUUUGGAUAAUACCGAGACGCGAUUAACAAGACAACAUCCUCUCUCAAAACAAAUAGAGAUGCGCAUUGCGGUGAUUGAGAGUAAACCACGCCUUACCGAUGAGACUAAGCAUGGAGACAAAUCUAGGGAUAUCCAUGCAGAGACAACCAUCAGGGGCUUGCAAUCUACCCACACAUGGUAG